Molecule: messenger RNA, 1407 nt
Organism: Aspergillus heteromorphus CBS 117.55
Lineage: Eukaryota; Fungi; Ascomycota; Eurotiomycetes; Eurotiales; Aspergillaceae
Product: Zn(II)2Cys6 transcription factor
Exons: 7
Coding region: 1-1407 (468 amino acids)
Biological process (GO): regulation of DNA-templated transcription
Molecular function (GO): DNA-binding transcription factor activity, RNA polymerase II-specific; zinc ion binding
Source: RefSeq, a predicted model, not a curated record
AUGCCCGAUAGUACCCGGCCUGUUCCAGAAGGCAGCUCAACGUCAUCCACCUCGACUGCAACCCACAAGCGGAAUUCACCCCCCCCCCCCGGGACUGGGAAGGACGAACGAAGUCGGUACGCGUUAAAAGCGUGCGAGGAGUGCCGAUGGCGCCGUGCAAAGUGUGACGGCAAUAAGCCGUCGUGCUCGCGAUGUCUCGGUCGUCAGCUACAAUGUGUUUACACCGCGGAUGACGAUGGUCGGGGAACAACGCCCAAGUCCUAUGUCCGCCUGCUCCAAGCAUGGAUUAGUGUCUUCGAAUGGAUUCUUCAGCUGCAUUCUAUUGAUGUUGACGCUUCUGCUGCUUAUUUGCUAGAGCAGGAUCUGUGCACCGUGCUUGAGGGCACUCUAGCUCUGGAUGAAGAUCUAAACUUUGACCAAGAUGGCGAGGCGCGCUACUUCGGUACAAUCAGUGGUCGCCUCGCUUUCCAGAUAUUGAAAGAGACGCAGGAAUUUUCCUUGCCUGGACAUUAUUCUCAGGUUCUCAACCUCUAUACUCAGGCGGUCCAAGAUGAAAACCAAAUUCCAGAGGAGCUUGAAACCCAUCUUCUAGAUUUAUACUUUACCUGGGAGCAACCAUGGUGCCAGGUGGUGGAUGAGAGACUUUUCCGUGAGACCCCCAAGAAGCCGAGCUUCGACGACAGAUAUACUGGCCGCUUUUUUGUGAUGAUAAAUUGGCUGCGAUCUAUACGGGACGUGUUUGUACCAUGCUUGACUUUCAAGGAGUCGUAUGCAUGCCUUCUGUACCUGAUCCGAAUGAGCAUGGCGAGCGCUGCCCCUCGAGCUCAGUUAGCCGCACAUCCCUCGUCCGUUUACAAAUUGCCCUUGGCACACUCAGCCAGAUCCUUGAAAAAUCCUUCUCAGUCUGCCCCAAAGAGGCCUACCCACGACGGCCACAAGCGAACCCUUUUCGAUAGCUGCCUUCUCGCACUUAGAAACUGGUAUUACUCUCUACCUCCCGAACUUAAGCCCGUCGGAGCAGGAAAAGCAAACCAGUUUCCACAAGCGUAUACUUUGUGUAUGGUUUACCACACGGCUGUUAUUCUUCUCACAAAGCCAUAUCUGAAGGAUUCGGGCUCGCCAGCCCCGUCGAGGGCACAGCAGCUGCAGCAAGACCCUUCCACCCAGAAGCCAUGGACUCUUCACAUCGAGGCUGCGAAUAAUAUAUGCUCGCUUGGUGAACAGUGUCGUCAAGUUUUUGGCGGCUUCCGGAAAAGCCCCAUAGCCGCCACCCACUGCACCCUUUCGGCUGCUCUAGCAUUGCUUUACCCCCAGAGUCAAAGCCUACAGGACACAGGCCUUAAAAAUAUCGAUAUGGACAAGGUGAAGUCGUGCCUCAACACAUUACAGGAACUAUCCCAAUCAUAG